Molecule: messenger RNA, 1284 nt
Organism: Coffea eugenioides
Lineage: Eukaryota; Viridiplantae; Streptophyta; Magnoliopsida; Gentianales; Rubiaceae
Product: extensin-2-like
Biological process (GO): plant-type cell wall organization
Molecular function (GO): structural constituent of cell wall
Source: RefSeq, a predicted model, not a curated record
AUGGGGUCUAGGCUGACUCCUCUUCUUACCACCAUUUUAGUGGUAUUUCUUGCUCUUGGCAUGCCUUCACAAACUGCAGCUGAUUACUACAAGUAUUCAUCUCCUCCUCCUCCUUACCAUUAUUCCUCACCACCACCUCCUAUGCAUUCACCCCCACCACCUUACCACUACUCCUCACUGCCACCUCCAGUGUAUUCAUUUCCACCACCUUUGCCAAUAUACAAGUCUCCGCCACCACCUUACCAUUAUUCCUCACCACCACCUCCAGUGCAUUCACCCCCACCACCACCAGUUUACAAGUCUCCCCCACCACCUUACCAGUAUUCCUCACCACCACCUCCUCCAGUUUACAAGUCCCCGCCACCACCUUACCAUUAUUCCUCACCACCACUUCCAGUGCAUUCACCUCCACCAUCACCGAUUUACAAGUCUCCACCACCACCUUACCAAUAUUCCUCACCACCACCUCCAGUGCAUUCACCUCCACCACCACCGAUUUACAAGUCACCUCCACCGCCUCUUCCAGUUUACAAGUCUCCGCCACCACCUUACCACUAUUCCUCACCACCACCUCCGGUGCAUUCACCUCCACCACCACCGGUUUACAAGUCUCCUCCACCACCUCCUCCAGUUUACAAGUCCCCGCCACCACCUUACCAUUAUUCCUCACCACCACCUCCAGUGCAUUCACCUCCACCACCACCUCCAGUUUACAAGUCCCCGCCACCACCUUACCAUUAUUCCUCACCACCAACUCCAGUGCAUUCACCACCACCACCAGUUUACAAGUCUCCGCCACCACCUUACCAUUAUUCCUCACCACCAUCUCCGGUCCAUUCACCUCCACCACCACCAGUUUACAAGUCACCUCCACCACCUCUUCCAAUUUACAAGUCCCCGCCACCACCUUACCACUAUUCCUCACCACCACCUCCAGUGCAUUCACCCCUACCACCACCAGUUUACAAGUCUCCGCCACCACCUUACCAUUAUUCCCCACCACCACCUCCAACGCAUUCACUCUCACCACCAGUUUACAAGUCACCGCCACCACGUUCUCCAGUAUACAAAUCACCUCCACCACCUCCUCUAGUUUACAAAUCUCCACCACCACCAAUUGAUAAAUACAAGUCUCCUCCAGUGUACAAGUCAUCUCCACCACCUGCUUAUAAGUCUCCACCUCCUUCAGUUUACAGUUCCCCACCACCACCAAUCUACAAGUCUCCACCUCCACCCUACCAUUACUACUACAAUUCUCCUCCUCCUCCUCCUCAUCACUACUAA